AUCCUGAGUGCAGGAGUCUCGGAGUUGGCAUGGCCGAGGAGCCUUUGGGUCAGCUAUUUUUCCAGGAAGCAGUAUGGCCAUGGGAGGAAGACUCUCAGAUUUCAGCUUUGAAGAGGAGCUCAGAUUGCCAGACUGGACUCGCUCUUCUGAAUUUCCUGGAAUAAAGUAUGGUAGCAACCAUCUUAGGUAGAAACUGUUGCUUAACUCUAACCCUGCUGUUUGGCUUAACAAUAGAAAAGUUAUUUUGAUUUUCUGAAUUAUAGAAAUCAUCCCAUUCGAUUGAAUGCCUUAUUGAUUGUAAUGUGAAUAUCCCAUUGGUUGUGAUCUUACUGGUUUUAGGAAGCACAUUCUUUUAGUCCCCAAAACCAGGAGAGCACAUUUACUCUAAAUUGCCUCGAUGGCUCUACAUAAUGUGUUCCUGGUGACUCAGUGGUCCCAAGAACCGAGGGCUCUAGAUAAUGUGUUUCUGUCAAGGCAGUGAUCCUGAGACCCAAAACUAUAAUUAACAUGCUUAAUUCUGCUUCUGCAAACUGCUUUUUUGCCAACCAGGUUCCUCAUCCCAAACCCUGGGAUGUACUCAAUACCUUUCUGAUUUUUGCCUCUAUAAAUCUGGUAUUGCGGCCAUCUUAUCAAUCGAGAUUUGGGAGAGCGAAAUGCCCCCUCAGAGCCCCGGAUUGCAAUAAAUGUGACUCUUUAAUUCGACUUCUUGAGGCGUCCUUCUGUGAUUCGUGGGGUACAUUAUAACAAGAUGCCAGGCCCUGUGGCUUUCUUGGAAAGCUCUUCAAUACUCCCCUCCUCCCACCUUCUUUUACACCCCCUCCCCACAUCCCACCAUGCCUGGGCUCUGGGGCCCCCCAAGUGUGCAGUCCAAAUCCUGCCUCACUGUGAGUGGGAGGGGAGACCCAGAGGGAGAUAGUUAUCUUUUCUGCAGGUGAAAGGAACCACUUGGUCGCUGGUGAUUUUGGGGAAAAGGAUCCCUCUUCUGUAGGCACUUCAGCCCAAGAAUAAUAAAGGUUGCCUAAAUAAAGGUUAGAACUUGAGGUGGGGGAGGGGUGCUUGGUUGCUAAGGGGCACAUGCAGGACAGGCUGCCAAUUGUGACAGGGCUGCCAAUUGUGACAUGGCUGCAAAUUAUUGGGCUCCUGCUCAGCUCAGGGACUUGGUCCCACUUCUCUGGGUUGCGUGUACGUGCCCCAGUAUUUUGGAUCGCUCCUUGUGCUCCAGUCUCCUGGAUCGCUAAUUGUGCUCCAUUAUUUUGGAUUACCUAUUGUGCCCCAGUCUUCUGGGUCACCCUCCUUGCCCCAUUCGCCUUGGUGGCUCACUGUGCCCCGGACCUCUGCCUGUCAUGUCCGGGCUGCACAUGUGGGCCCCACGGUUCCUGUUCCUAUGGCAGCUGUUGUGGCUGCAGGUCCAGGCAGCUCCGAUUCCGGAGGUGGCCAUGGACUCUAUACUGCUGACCUCCAUGCCCCUGGGGCCCACCAAGCCCUGGUCUUGGGAUCAGCAAAAUCCUGCACACCUUGAACUUUCUUCUGUCAACCAUGAAGUCUCAGCUGUACUUGCAGAGGCCCCUGAGGAAACGGAACCUUCUCCAAAACCUCAGGAGGCUUUAGUUCAGCUUCCACGCCAACAAGAAGCUGCAACUCAGCCUGCAGUGUCCUCUGAGCCGUUGAAAUUUUUGUUGGACCACCACGGAGAUCAAGAUAAACAGCAACCCUAUGGUGAAUAUGUUCACUCUUCAAAGAGAUCAAUUCUACCUUCUGUGCCUCUUGAAGAGAUAAAAAAUUCUCACAUCCAUCAGGCUCAGCAGCCAACCUUUCCACCCGUGGACCUGGGACUCACCAUCACUCCUGAACACACUUCGGGGGCUGCGUCUACAGCCCUGCAGCAGACUGCAGCUCCGCCAAAGCCCUCUGAGGUGACAUUUCCCCCCCAAGUGCUGGUUCAGGCUCAGUGGCCAAGCAUUUCACCCGUGGACCUGGGACUCACCAUCACUCCUGAACACACUUCGGGGGCUGCGGCUUCAGCCCUGCAGCAGACUGCAGCUCCUCCAACGCCCUCUGAGGUGACAUUUCAACAGGAAGCGCCGGUUCAGGCUCAGUGGCCAACCAUCCCACCCAUGGACCUUGGACUCACCAUCACUCCUGAUCACACUUCGGGGGCUGCGGCUACAGCCCUGCAGCAGACUGCAGCUCUGCCAAAGCCCUCUGAGGUGACAUUUCCCCCCCAAGUGCUGGUUCAGGCUCAGUGGCCAAGCAUUUCACCCGUGCACCUGGGACUCACCAUCACUCCUGAACACACUUCGGGGGCUGCGGCUACAGCCCUGAAGCAGAAUGCAGCUCCUCCAAAGUCCUCUGAGGUGACAUUUCCACAGGAAGCGCCGGUUCAGGCUCCUCAGCCAACCUUUCUAGCUGUGGACCUGGAGCUCACCAUCACUCCAGAGUCUACGGUGGAGACUGGUGCUACAGCCCUGCAACAGACUACAGCUCCUGAAAAGCACCCUGAGGUGACACUCCCACCGCCAGACACUGUUCAGGCGCAUCAGCCAACCUUUCCACCUUUGGACCUGGAGAUCACCAUCACUCCAGAACCGAAUUUGGAGGCUGAUGUUACAGCCCUGCAGCAGACUACAGCUCCUGCAAAGCACCCUGAGGUGACACUUGAACAUCCAGAACUUCAGCCAACAGAGUCAUCAGAGACAGUUCCUCCAAUGACUGAACAGAGUGCCACCAUGAACAUCUGUGAGCUCUGUUCCUGCAGUAAUGGGACACUGUCAUGUAUUGGUUUUGGCUCAAAGCAGAGGCUCAACAGAGUGCCAGUACCAGAGCCCAGCACCUAUAAUGGCACCUUCACCAUCUUGUAA
Myotis lucifugus (little brown bat) is the source of this 2858-nucleotide messenger RNA. Its product is annotated as leucine-rich repeat-containing protein 37A-like. NCBI's taxonomy places the organism in Eukaryota, Metazoa, Chordata, Mammalia, Chiroptera, Vespertilionidae. The transcript is spliced from 2 exons. The record is from RefSeq and is a predicted model, not a curated record. Bases 1344 to 2858 code for a protein of 504 amino acids.